AAAUCCUCACAUCUAAAAUGGCUCCCAUUCACGAAGGAAAAUCAAAAUGGGACGAUGUUCCUAAUCCUUGUUUGAUGGUAGGACCUGGCUAUACCCUUAAGACGGGGGAAGCACCUAUCCAUCCGUUGAAACCCACCGAAGUCCGGCUUCAAGUCAAGUGCACCGGAAUCUGUGGUUCCGACAUUCACUUGUGGAAGAAAGGGGGAAUUGGUGAUUUGGUUAUAACGGAAGAUUUGAUCAUCGGCCACGAAGCGUCGGGCCAAAUCCUCGAGAUUGGUCUGCAAGUUAGUAACACGACGUUGAAGGUCGGUGACCGGGUGGCCAUUGAGCCCCAAGUUCCUUGUGGAUCGUGCUACUUGUGUAUGAACGGGAACUACAAUUUGUGUGAGUCUGUGGACUUUUUGGGGAUGCCCCCCACCAAUGGGUCGAUCCAGCGGUUUUUGAACUUGGACUCCAAAUUCGUCCACAAGUUGCCAGAGGGUGUUUCGUACGAAGAAGGUGCGUUAGCUGAGGUGGUGUCGGUGGGCUACCAUGGAAUUGAGAAGGCUGGAGGUUUACCCCUCGGAAAGCCUGCUAUGGUAGCUGGUUGCGGACCUAUUGGAUUGGCGACUUUGCUUUUGGCAGACAUUUCUGGAGCCUACCCUAUUGUGGCAACCGAUGUCAACGCCGAGAGAUUGGAGUUUGCAAAGAAAUUAGUUCCGGGGGUAUUCACCUACCAGAUCAAUCCAUCUUUGACCACCAAGGAAAAUGCAGCUGCAAUUCGUAAGAUUUUUGGUGAAACUGAAUACCAGAUGCCUUCCACCGUGUUGGAGUGUACCGGAGUUGCGUCUUCCAUCAACACCUGUGGGUACACCGUGAGAAGAAACGGGAAGUUGGUGAUUGUGGGAGUUUCAUCCUCGAAUGAAAUCGAUGCUUUCCCAUUUAUGCCCUUAUCUUUUGGUGAAGUAGAUGUGAAGUUCGUUAACCGGUACCACGACUCGUGGCCUCCGGUGCUUAACUUGAUUCAGAGUGGGAAAUUGAAGAAGAUCAACGAGUUCAUUACUCACAAGGUGAAAUUGGAGGAUGCUGCGCAGGCACCUGCGAUUGUGUUUGAUCCCAAGACUCCUAGUAUGAAGGUGUUUGUGGUUGAUGAGAUGGAGUUGAACUAGUGGGGUUGAAGUUGUACUUGUACGGCUUAUUUGCAUGAAUUAAUGAUUUACGUUGUAUAGUUGAGCAUAUUAAUACAGAGGUAGAUUGAAAGGGUA
Yamadazyma tenuis ATCC 10573 is the source of this 1244-nucleotide messenger RNA. Its product is annotated as NAD(P)-dependent alcohol dehydrogenase. Gene Ontology annotation, biological process: D-sorbitol catabolic process. Gene Ontology annotation, molecular function: L-iditol 2-dehydrogenase (NAD+) activity; zinc ion binding. NCBI's taxonomy places the organism in Eukaryota, Fungi, Ascomycota, Pichiomycetes, Serinales, Debaryomycetaceae. The record is from RefSeq and is a predicted model, not a curated record.